Molecule: messenger RNA, 2368 nt
Organism: Drosophila serrata
Lineage: Eukaryota; Metazoa; Arthropoda; Insecta; Diptera; Drosophilidae
Biological process (GO): proteolysis
Molecular function (GO): zinc ion binding; metallocarboxypeptidase activity
Source: RefSeq, a predicted model, not a curated record
AUGUCUCAUAACGGUUCACAACCAGAUCCCGCCAAGAUGCACACCGCGAGAUCGCGUGCGGGCCUCGCCCCCCAUAGAAGCACAGCAACGGCAGUCGUCGUUGCUCCAACUCUACUCCUGGCCGUGCUGCUCCACAUGAGAGCGGCGGCCAUGUCGCUGGACCGCCUCGCCCUCGAGCGCAACGGCUGCCAGCGAUCAAUCCCCGCUCCAGCCCCAGUCGGAGGUCCAUCCCAGACGGACGUCCUUGUGGACGACAUGAAGCUGACCUCGAUCCCCUCGGCGGACUCUGCCGCCGAUAUGUACAUGCUGUGCCGGAACGGGGCAGCAAUGGAGGACACCGAGCACGUGCACCGCAACUCCAUUGAAUCGGACUCGGGCUCCGAGGAUCCGGCCAGUGCCGCCUCCGACAUGCUAAUGCUGGAGAGCUCCAGUCCAGCCUUGCAGCUGGUGGAGCUGCCCAGCGUAACAGUGGCAGAGCAGGAGCAGGAGCAGGAUCAGCAGCAGCAACUGCAGCCGGAAUCUAUCGAGGAGCAUGUGGUGCUGAUGAAGCCCAGCAGCAGCCAGGAGGCCCAGCUGGAGCAGGCAGUGGACAGUGCCACCGAAGAGCAGCAGACAAGCUCCAGUUGCCGCCAUGGACGAAGCUCAGCCGGAAGCCGAGAGGAGGAGGAGCCACUGGCAGCCACUCAGGCCACGCCAGAGGAACAGGCCAUGGACGACCAGGUGCCAGAGGAGUCGGAAGUGCAGCCAGAGCAAGUGCAGCCAGCCGCUGAAGAGACUGCAGUUGAGGAGUCUCAGCAACAAGAAACAGAAUCUCAGCCAGAAGCUGAGCAGGAGGUUGAAUCCCAGCCAGAGGAGGAGGCAUCCGAGCCAGAAGUCGUAGCUCUUGAAGUUCAGCAAGACGCUGAAGCCAAGCCAGCAGAGCCAACUCAGCCAGAAACUGAAUCCCAGCCAGAAAUUCAAGCUCAACCCGAAGCUGAGUCCCAGCCAGAAGUGGAAGCCCAACCUGAAGCCCAGUCCCAGCCGGAAAUUCCAUCCGAAAUCCCAGCCGAAGUCCAGGCUGAUCAGGAGAAGGAAUCCGACAAUGAAACAGAAACCGAAACCGAGCAGGAGAAGAUCAGCGACAACGAAGUGGACACCACAGAGGCUUCCCUAAUGGAAACUCUGGCGGAGAAUAUCGAAGAAGGCCUUACCGCUGCCAUGGACAACCUGGUGCCCGAGGAACUAGCGGAGGCCACCGAAAACAAGAAUGAGGAACUGGAGCAGGAACAGGAAACUAUUUCAGAGCCAGAGGAACUUACUCCUGUCACCGAAGCUACAAUCAUCGAGGAGCAAGCAGCUCCCGAAGUUGAGCCCUUAGAGGAUAAGAAACCCGAACUCAUUUUAGCCGAUGAACCAGAGCAGGAGGCUGAGCCCGCUAAGGAAGUCCAGCCAGAGAUAGUCCCAGCAGAGGCAGCACCAGAAGAGGAAUCAAAGCCCCAAGAGGAGGAAACCAAGACAGAGGAGGCAGCUAAGCCCGAAGAGGAAGCCAAGCCAGAGGAGGAGGCUAAGCCAGAGGAGGAGGCCAAGCCUGAACCCGAACACAAGCCAGAGGAGGAAUCCCACAACAAUGACGAGAUUCAGCAAGAGAUCAAUGAGAUCAAACCUGAAGAGCCAAAUAAGAUUCCUGCUGAAAUCCCAUUGGAGAUCCCAGUUGAAAUCCCAGCUGAAGUUCCCUCCGCCAUCCCUGCUGAAAUUCCCGCUGAUAUUCCAGCUGAAGCUCCAGCCAAACUCCAAGAUGAAAUCCAAGCCGAACCCGAAGCAGAGAAGGAGAAGGAGAAGGAACCCCAAGCCAUAGCAGAGGAACCCAAGCAGCCCGAGGCUGCUUCCCUGCUGACCACCAUCAUACCCAUGGUGCUGCCCCAGCCCCAGCCCCAACCCCAGUCCCAGUCUCAGCCGCAGAUUCCAUCCCAGCCGCUCCAGGUGCAGGACAGUGUGCUCAACUAUGUGAAUGCCUCGUUCCUUACCCAACAACAGACUGAGGCGGAACUACCCAAGGCCGAGGAGGAGUCUCCGUUCAAUGCCCAUCUGCGACGCUACGAUGGCGCCCAGGUGUGGCGCAUCGUGGUGCAAACCGACAAGGACAAGCGUUUGGCCGAUGAACUGCAGAAGAAAGAGAAUCUAAUCACACUUCUCCUUAAAGAUGGCCAACUCUGGAAGGAGGUGAAGCAGGAGGUGGACUAUCUACUGAAGCCUCAAGUUCUGGCCGCUGCCGAGCGUCACAUUCGUGCGGCCAAUCUGUCCCGGAUUGUGCUCAUCGACAACCUGCAACAUGUUAUCGAAGUGGAGAAUCCGCCAGCGGAAAAGAUUGCCGAGCUUCAGAAUCGCAAGG